UGCCCAGUCCUCUGUUCGAAAAGGGCGCUCACGGCGAUACCAUGCAGUCGGCACCGUUGAGCUCACAGGAACUAACUAGGCAACGGAGCUGCCUUGGUGCCCCGUUGCCCACGUGGCAGCUUCUUUUGUUCGGAACCCUGGCGCCUCAAAUGGCGGUCGUGUUCACGAACCCGGUCGACACCGUAAGGGUCCGAAUGCAACUGGACCAAAAGACCGGCACCACCUACAAGAGCGCGUGGGAUUGCGCGGCGAGAAUGUGCCGUAUGGAGGGAGUCGCGAGCCUACAAAAAGGAAUCGUACCGGCGCUUGUGCGCGAGGGCACAAAAAACGUGUUCCGCAUAGGCAUGUACGAGCCGCUGUUGAGUGUAUUGUACGACAGAAAAAAAGGCGAGCAGGUCGCAUUUUGGAAGCGGGCCGUCGCAGGAGCGAUAACGGGCGCGGCGGGGGCCGUAGCGUGCAACCCGUUCGACCUCAUCAAAACCAGAAUGCAGGCAGACGCCGACCACCCGAGCAAUGCGGUGAUAGGUUGCCAAUACCGCUACUCUGGACUGACCCAAGCAAUCAGGACGAUCGUCAGUGAGGAGUCCGUGCUGACGCUCUACAAAGGACUGGGCACCAGUGCAUUGAGGUCUAUGUUGGGCGGUGCGAGCAGCUUGGCGACCUACACGGCCUGCAGAGACUAUUUUGUGUUUAGCCAAGUGUUGGGGGAUUGCGUGUACACGGACGUGUUGUGCGGAUUCAUAGCCAGCACCGUGACGGCGUUCAUCAUGAACCCCAUCGACGUGGUCAGGACCAACGUCUACAGCCAGCAGGGACGCGGCGGGUUGGCCGCCGGUGUCCGUGUGACCGCCAAGCUGUUCAAGGAAGACGGCUGCAGAGCGUUUUUCAAAGGGCUCCGACCAAACCUCGCUAGGCUGGGGCCGCAUUAUAUGUAUGAUGUUUCCCUGCCAUUCCUGCACGUUGUACCUGAAAAUUGUGUAUUAACGAUCAUUUUUUUCUUCUCGUCAGUUUGA
Schistocerca gregaria is the source of this 1013-nucleotide messenger RNA. Its product is annotated as mitochondrial substrate carrier family protein ucpA-like. The coding region runs from base 42 to 1013 and encodes 323 amino acids. The record is from RefSeq and is a predicted model, not a curated record. NCBI's taxonomy places the organism in Eukaryota, Metazoa, Arthropoda, Insecta, Orthoptera, Acrididae. The transcript is spliced from 2 exons.